CAAUUUCAUUCUUCAUGAACCCUAGUUACAAACUUCCCCCAAAUUGAGAUCUGACUUCCUACCCAAAACACUAGUUCUUCUCAAGUGAUUCCCUAAUUGAAGACUCAAGACUCAUGAACACCGAUUUUUCUGAGCCAGUUACCUGAUCGUUCCAAAUCGCCUCUGUUGUAUGUGUUAAAGGUCUUCUCCCUCAACCUCCAAGGGCUAGUACAUGUGCUGUGUGAGCUCGAGUUAACAGUUCAAGGUUCAAAAGUCAUGACUACGCCAGACGGAAAGGUGUUAAACCUCUUCUUUAUAACCGAUCAUUUGGACUUGUUGCACAUGCAUAUCAGACGAGAAGAAACAUGUAAGCAUCUUAGUGGUGUGUUAGGAGAGUGUUGUAUCAGCUGUGAACUUCAGUUAGCGGGCCCGGAGUUCAACUACCAGCAAGGGUUUUCUUCUAUUGGGCGUUCAUGAGUCUUGAAUCUUCAAUUGGGGAAUCACUUGAGAAGAACUGGGUUUUGGGUGGAAAGUCAGAUUUUAAUUUGGGGGAAUUUUUUAACUAGGGUUCAUGAAGAAUGAAAUUGGGGAAGAUGAUAAUUUAGGUAUUAAAAGAGGCAUUAAAUGACAGAUCUACCCUCACAUGACCACAUUUAACUGAAAAAUCAAACUGGGUUAUGUCAAAAGGACAAAACGUGAUAAAUUUUAAAAGAUAAAGUACAAAACUCAUCAAUUUUAAACAUAAAGGACAACGUCUGAAAAUGAGUAUAAAAAUAAAGGACAAUCCUUGAAAUUCACUGAAUUGUCAUUGGCCCGUUACAUGAUAAUUACUUUAUUAGUUUGUCCCAAUGCCUCCAUUCUGAAGCCAAAGAAAAACGGAUAACGUCUGCCCCACCACCACCGGGGCCACCACUACAACACCACCACCACCACCACCACCUGUCCCUCCUAAAUCCCCGUCUUUUGUAUCGCAGAAACUGUAUGGCUAGAGUCACCACCACCACCACCUGUAUCGUACCGCCUUUCAAACAACCAAUAACAAUAAAAUCUUUGCAGUCCAAAUUCUCCGGUAUCUGCCUGCAAUUCCCCAAAUUAUACGUGGCCUGCAGCGAUCGGAUCACGUGCCGGUAUGGAGGAGGAAGUAGUUCACGUCUGGAAGACUCCAGACGCUCUCAGUCUCAGGAGAAUGACGAUGAUCAAGCCCUAGAUCUCUCCACUAUCAGGUCAAAUACAGUGAGGCUGAUAGAUGAUCAGCAAAAUAUGGUCGGUAUAGUAUCUAAAAGUGCUGCUAUUCAGAUGGCUGAAGAUGCUGAACUUGACCUUGUUAUAUUGUCUCCAGAUGCAGAUCCACCUGUUGUCAAGUUGAUGGAUUACAACAAAUAUAGAUACGAACAGCAAAAGAAGAAGAGAGAGCAGCAGAAGAAAAGUGCUGCACUUCGCAUGGAUCAGAAGGAGCUCAAAAUGGGUUACAACAUCGAUGUGCAUGAUUAUUCUGUACGUUUGAGAGCUGCUCAAAAGUUUCUCAAGGACGGUGACAAGGUUAAGGUUAUAGUGAAUUUAAAGGGUCGUCAAAACGAGUUCAGAAAAAAUGCUAUUGAGCUAUUGAACCGUUUUCGCAAUGACAUCGGGGAGCUAGGCAUUGAGGAAAGUAAAAAUUUGAGAGACAGGAACAUGUUCAUGGUAUUGAUUCCAAACAAGGUUGUUGUUGUACAAAAAGAACCACCAAAGAAAAAAAGAAAGUCCAAGUCAACCGAGACAGAAGUGUCAGCAACAGCAAGCGUAUGAGUACGACUAUUAAACGAGGGCUAGCUCAGUAAAUCGGUUUAAUGCUCGAGAACAGAAUUUUAAAAGGCUUUGACGGAUAUCAUGUGUUCAACUGAAUAAGGGGAAAUCUUGUAGGAACCCUUGAGGUAUAUUUUAACGAUGAUAUGGUCGAUUGGUCAUAGUUUCAAUUUCAUAAGUCACACGUGCUUGUGUCUGCAUGGUAGUAUAUUAUGACGCGUUAAAUGUUUAGGGAUUUCGUCUACGUGGAGAUGUGCUUAGCGCGUGGGUUCCUAUUCAUUCAUGCAUAUCUUUUGAGUACCUCACAUAAAUUUUUGGUGUGCCAGAAGUGCUUACCCGACGCAAAGAUUUUUAUUA
This is a messenger RNA of Helianthus annuus (common sunflower), 2118 nucleotides long. RefSeq names its product translation initiation factor IF3-4, chloroplastic. Gene Ontology annotation, molecular function: translation initiation factor activity; ribosome binding. The transcript is spliced from 12 exons. Gene Ontology annotation, biological process: ribosome disassembly; translational initiation. Lineage: Eukaryota; Viridiplantae; Streptophyta; Magnoliopsida; Asterales; Asteraceae. The coding region runs from base 961 to 1764 and encodes 267 amino acids. The record is from RefSeq and is a predicted model, not a curated record.